Messenger RNA from Anopheles maculipalpis, 872 nucleotides. RefSeq lists its product as uncharacterized. Lineage: Eukaryota; Metazoa; Arthropoda; Insecta; Diptera; Culicidae. The record is from RefSeq and is a predicted model, not a curated record. The coding region runs from base 9 to 842 and encodes 277 amino acids. The transcript has 4 exons.
CGUCAACCAUGAAAGUUUUAGUGGUGCUUGCCUGUGUCGCCAUUGUUAUGGCACGUCCGGAGCCGCCUGUAGGCGGUUAUCACCAGCACCAUCAACAUCACGGUGGUCACGGUGGUCACGGUGGCUACAACUAUGCCCAGCCUGCCCAACCUGUACCGUACCAGCCCGCACCGGCUGUCUUUGGCCAGUCGUCACAGUUCUCGGGUUCGGCUGCCACGGCUUCGUCCGGCGCGAGCUUCUUCGAUACGCUGUCGGCCGGCGGUGCUAGCGGUUCGUUCUCCGGUGCCAGUGCGAACGCCUUCAGCAAUAGCCAGGUCCAGACGGCUUCGUUUGCCGCUCCCCAGCAGCAGAUCGUGCAGAAGCACAUCUACGUGCACGUGCCACCGCCAGAGCCGGAACAGUCGUUCCAGCAGCAGAUCGUCGGGCCCGGACUCCGCCAGAAGCACUACAAGAUCAUCUUCAUCAAGACACCGCACGUCCAGCCUUCCGCCGCCCAGCUCGCCCUGCAGCAGUCCCAGACGGAGGAGAAGACGAUCGUGUACGUGCUGGUGAAGAAGCCGGAAGCGCUCGGCGAUAUCAGCCUGCCCGCACCGCCAGUAACCAAGCCCAGCAAGCCGGAGGUGUACUUCAUCAAGUACAAGACCAACACGGAGGAGGUGCAGGCCCCGAUCGGGCUCGGCGUUAGCUCGUCUGGCGCUGCUCAGGCUGAUGCCGGUCUUGGUCUGCUCUCGUCCAGCGGUGUCGCGUCGUCGUCUGCCUCGGCCGGUGCCGUGUCCGCCGUUUCGAACGUUCCCGCUCAGACGUACGGUACACCCGGACACCAUCACGGUGGCUACCACUAAGCAGCGUAGAAGGCUCAUCACACCCGUGGA